AAAAAAAAAAAAAAAUAUAAAUACAACAUCAAAAGCCAAGAGUCCGUAAACUUUAGCUACUACCAACAUAAAAAAGGCAAAAAAAAAUUGUGCCAACUAGUUAUAAUUUCCAAAAAUCUUUCUUCUUCCAAAGUAUUAAUCUCUCUCUCUCUCUCUCAAAGUGGUUGAAUUUUUCCACAAUAAUUCUUCAAAUUCACAAUUAUCAUAAAUUCAUAAUCCAUCAUUUUUGCUCUAAAAUUUCAAUUUCACUAUUUGAAUUUUUGUCAGUUUGAAACUCACAGAAGUUCAGCACCAAACACAUAAAAGAAAUAGAGAAAAAAAAAAUAGCGAAGAAAAAGGAAGAAAGAGUGUAAACCAAGAAGACCCCUUUUUUGUUGUUUACAAUUUUAGGACCUAUGGUUAGUUGAGCUACAAUUCAAGCUUAGAUCUUGUUGUGUGAGAGUAGAUUGUAAUGAUGUCAAGACCAAUGCUGCUUGUUUUUUUGUUGAUAGUCCUGAUAAUCACAUCUCAGUUUGAAUGGAAGCAGCAGCUGGUGAAUGAUGUCGAACCGAGCCCUAGUAUAUCUCAGAAGCAGCAACAGAUUUCAAAGAGAGAGGAAGCUGUUAAAGAGAAGAUUAUAUUAUCACAGGAGAAGAACAUCCAGAGGCUUAACGAGCUCGUGCGGAGUCUUAGAGAACAAUUGCUUCAAUGCAGAAGUAGCAAUGAAACAAUAAACAGCAGUCUUAGCUCAUUAGCUGACAUUGCUGAAUUUGAAAAACAGCAAAUUCUUGAGGAUUAAACAGUGGCAUACAUCAAUAAGUUUUGUCAUUGUCACACCACUAAAAAUUCUCUGUGCUAUUUGUAACUAACCUUUUUUUCUGCUUAUUUUGUGUGUUCUAUGAUUCUUCUAAGUCUGCUGCUGAAAUCUUGCAAUUUAUGUAAGUUUCAUUAUACUAAUUCAUAUGACUAUACUAGUUGUGUGAAAAAAAGUAAAGAAGGAACUUUCAUUUUUGCUGAAA
Molecule: messenger RNA, 998 nt
Organism: Capsicum annuum
Lineage: Eukaryota; Viridiplantae; Streptophyta; Magnoliopsida; Solanales; Solanaceae
Exons: 3
Coding region: 452-778 (108 amino acids)
Source: RefSeq, a predicted model, not a curated record